Molecule: messenger RNA, 705 nt
Organism: Penicillium alfredii
Lineage: Eukaryota; Fungi; Ascomycota; Eurotiomycetes; Eurotiales; Aspergillaceae
Product: histidine phosphatase family protein
Exons: 4
Coding region: 1-705 (234 amino acids)
Biological process (GO): ribose phosphate biosynthetic process
Molecular function (GO): sedoheptulose-bisphosphatase activity
Source: RefSeq, a predicted model, not a curated record
AUGCCUGAUAAGGAUGCCGGCACCCCCCGCGUCUUUCUUUAUCGCCACGGCCAAACGGAGUGGUCGAAGAGUGGCCGCUACACUGGAGUCAGUGAGCUUGAACUCACAGAAGAUGGCGUCCAACAGGUUCUUGCAUCAGGCAAGAUGAUUGUUGGGUCCGGAAAGCUGAUCGACCCGUCCAACAUCGCGCAUGUCUAUAUCAGCCCUCGCCGGCGCGCCACGCAGACCUUUGAUAUUGCAUUCAACGAUGCGGAUAAGCAAUCACUGAAGGAUGCAGAGAAGGUGUCUGAGACAGACCGGCUAUCUGAAUGGAACUACGGCCAGUAUGAAGGCCUGUUGACGCGGGAGAUCCGCGCCUUGAGAAAAGAGCAUGGUCUUGACACAGAACGGCCUUGGGAUAUCUGGAGGGAUGGCUGUGAAAGUGGCGAGUCUCCUGAAGAGGUUACAGACCGCAUUGAUAACCUGAUCCAGGAAAUUCGCUCCAUCCACAGAGGCAACAUGCACAGCGAGAAUCCUUGUGAUAUCAUCCUUGUGGCCCAUGGCCAUUUGCUGCGUGCGUUUACCAAGCGCUGGCUUGGAUAUCCCAUGGAGUUCCCUCUCUCUCUGAUGCUGGAGCCUGGUGCUGUGGGGGUCCUCAGUUACCAACAUCAUAGCAUUGAUGAGCCUGCUCUGCUGGUUGGAUAUGGAUUCCCCCUACAAGAAUGA